Molecule: messenger RNA, 399 nt
Organism: Arabis nemorensis
Lineage: Eukaryota; Viridiplantae; Streptophyta; Magnoliopsida; Brassicales; Brassicaceae
Source: the annotation of a GenBank genome assembly
AUGGCUCAAGCUUUACUCAAUUUCCGGGUUUCUCCUUCUUUUCCAAUCCCCAAAACCCUAAUUCAGUCUCACUCCCUCCAAAGCUUCAACAAUCCGACCAUAAACUCACGACGGUACCUCUUAGCCAGACCAAUCCGAUGCGCAGCUUCUUCCACAUUAAGAACCUGCAAGAAUUGCAAAACCCAAUUCGAUCCUCUCCUCAAUCACCCUCGUGCUUGUAGAUUCCACACUGCCCAUUUCGGAGGUGAAACGAAGAGGAAAUUCGAGAGUGUAUACACUGGUGGAACAAUGGAUACACCAAAUUCUGGACAAGUUUUACAGUAUUGGCAUUGUUGUGGUUCUGAAGAUCCGUUUGAUUCUGGAUGUACUGCAUCUCCACAUUCUACAUAUGACGAUUGA